Messenger RNA from Dipodomys ordii (Ord's kangaroo rat), 1632 nucleotides. RefSeq names its product Rab interacting lysosomal protein (gene Rilp). NCBI's taxonomy places the organism in Eukaryota, Metazoa, Chordata, Mammalia, Rodentia, Heteromyidae. The record is from RefSeq and is a predicted model, not a curated record. Gene Ontology annotation, biological process: cilium assembly. The coding region runs from base 197 to 1297 and encodes 366 amino acids. Gene Ontology annotation, molecular function: protein dimerization activity. The transcript is spliced from 8 exons. Gene Ontology annotation, cellular component: cytoplasm; ciliary basal body.
UUGCAGCUGAACAGGACAGGGCCCAGGGGGCCUAGGACAGUCUCCCCACUCCAGAGCCCUUUUCCCCUGGGCGCUCCUCCCUUGUCACUUCUACUCCACCCCUUACUAAACUUCCUGGACCGGAACUUGUGGCUUGUCCCUGGCCCAAUUCAGAGUAGGAGUGAAUUUGGCCUGAGGAGUAGGGGAAGCAAGUAAAAUGGAGCCUAGCUGGUCAGCGCCUGGGCCAGCUGGCUGCGGGUCUCGAGGGGCCGCGGGGCCGGGGACAGCGGCGGAGCUCGUGUACCAUCUCGCGGGGGCCCUGGGCACUGAGCUGCAGGAGCUGGCGCGUCGUUUCGGUCCAGAGGCCGCGGCCGGGCUGGUGCCGCUCGUGGUCCGGGCCCUGGAGCUCCUGGAGAAGGCCGCCGUGGGGCCCGCCCCGGACUCGCUACAGGUGUCGGCGCAGCAGGCCGAAGUGGAGCUGCGGCGGCUGCGGGAGGAGAACGAGCACCUCCGCCAGGAGCUGCGCUCGGGGCCGCAGGAGGAGCGCGCGCUGCUACGGCAGCUCAAGGAGGUGACUGACCGACAGCGCGACGAACUCCGCGCGCACAGCCGCGACCUGCUGCAGCGCAGCCAGGAGACAGAGGCCUUGCAGGAGCAGCUGCAGCGCCUUCUGCUGGUGAACGCGGAGCUUCGGCACAAGCUGGCAGCCGUGCAGGCCCAGCUGCGGGUGGCUCAGGACCGCGAGAGGGAGCGCGAGCUUUCUCGGGAAGGCGCCGGUGAGCUGGCUGGAGACCAGAAGCAGGAGCCCGAACGGGCAGCCCCUGAACACCCGGUGGAUGCACCAGAGCAGCCAGGGAGUCCCUUGCAGGGAGGCCAGUGCGGCUUCAGCCGGGAGGAGGUUGAACAGAUUCUUCAGGAGCGGAAUGAGCUUAAGGCCAAUGUGUUCCUGCUCAAGGAGGAGUUGGCCUACUUCCAGCGGGAACUGCUCACAGACCACAGGGUCCCUGGACUUCUGCUUGAAGCCAUGAAAGUGGCUGUCAGGAAACAGCGGAAGAAGAUCAAGGCCAAGAUGUUAGGGACACCAGAGGAACCAGAGAGCAGUGAUGAUGAAGAUGGCUCAUGGCUCCUGCUCUCCAUGGAUAAGGAAGAUCACCCUCCACCCACCGAGUCCAGAAUACAGAGUUUCUUUAGCUUGUGGUAUCGGGGUCAAGCAGAGGCCCCUGACGCUGAGACCAGCAGCAAGCUAGGAGAAGAAGAGGAAGCCCCCCAGCAACCUCUCCUGGAGCCUGUGGGCGCUCCUCCAGCCCCCACCUCCUGACUGUCCUUCGCUGCUCAUGAUGAACAUGUUGGUCUGAGGGCCCAGCUGCCCAAGAUGCCUGACUUCAGGGUUUGGCUGGAAGUGGAUGUGUGACUUCAAAUGAAGAGAGGGGACCCCCUUCACACCUGUCUCCAGGGCUCAUCUGCAGUCAGUUAUGGCCGUUGCAUUGGGGAUUUUAGGCUGCCUCACUCCCCACCAUGUGUGUAUCCCAUCUGGGGGCCAGACGUAAAGGUGGCUUGUAUCAGGUCCAGUUUCCCCAUCCAGGAGAGAGAACUGACGGCCUACCUCCCAGGAGUUUUGUACAAGCCUCAGCUAAUAUAAUAAAAGUAUCUGUC